CUCUUCCUAGAGAUGCUGCCUGGCCUGAGACGUUUCACUGCGUCUUGAUACAUGUGACAUUUUUUUAAAUUAGCAAUACACAGAUGGAUGAACAUUAAGUGCUGUUGGAAGAGCAUAAUUUUUCACAGACGCGCCUCAGUCUGCUGGAAGGCAUGUGGUGAGUUAACUUCCGGGGAUUUUCCUGAGGCCUGAAGUAAUUUAAAUCAUUCAUGCAGAUGGCGAAGCGUUCGCCGCUGAGCGCCGGCUGCUCCGGUUGGAGGUGCGGCUGACAGCGCUGAGCAGCACAGGGUGCUCCGGAUUGUCGCCGCUCCCCAUGCCGUCUGCUCUCAGAGAGACCCCCAGAUCCUCAGUGACUCCUUGUUCAUUGACGGGACGAGAAAGAUGUGCAGGCACCGGUUUCCGUGAAAAGCUGCAGCGAAGGGAAGCUGAGACGCUUUCGGCUAUAAGGAGGAUGAGCUGGGAGGAGCGGUUUAAAAGAACCUUAACCCUACAGCCCAGAGAAAAGCCAGGUAUUGUCAUCACAAAGCAACCUGAGUGUGCGUCUGUCCCAGCCGGUAGUCCUGUCGCUCUUCAUUGUUCUGCCAUUGGACCUACACCACUACAGUACCAGUGGUUUGAAGGCAAGGAGGAGAUCGUUGGGGCAACACAGUCGGUACUUCUGGUUGACUCUGUGAAGACUGGGAUUUAUGUGUGCCGAGUGAAUGAUGAACAGAACCGAUGUGUUUUCAGCAACUGGGCAAAGGUCAAGGUUCAUUUUAUCAAAUCUGCAGGGUUAUCUCGAAACUGGCAGGGCGAGCUAGUGAUUGGCGUGCAGCCUGAGCCCUUGAGAGUAAAACUUGGACAGAGAGCAUCCUUGAUGUGUGUUGCAUUUGGAAUUCCUGCUCCCAAAUACCAGUGGUACAAAAAUGGAAUACAGUUACCUCAUCAAUCCAAAGAGGAGUUGACGAUAGCUGCGGCUGAGAUGAAACAUUGUGGGUCUUACCUGUGUGCAGUCACCAAUAACCGAGGACAGGAAUGCUGGAGUUCUGCAGCUGACAUAAGCGUAGUGGAAAACAUCACUGUUCCAGUACCACUACCGUCCCGAAGAGUGAAGACUUCAUGUGAAGGGAAGGCAGCAGGAAGUUCCACACCAGUCUGUUUGACGCCAGCUACACAUCGAGAUAUCAGACUGUGCGCAACUGACAAAGUGGCGUUGCUGAUUGGGAAUAUGAACUAUGUAAGUCAUCCCAAACUGGUAGCGACCAUGAUGGAUGUUUUUGAACUGUCAAAUCUUCUGCAGCAGUUGGACUUCCGGGUAGUUUCCCUGCUGGACUUGACCAAAGAGGAGAUGCAAAGUGCAGUCAAACAGUUCCUCCAGCUCCUGGACAGCGGUGUAUAUGCUCUCUUUUACUAUGCUGGGCAUGGCUAUGAAUGCGCAGGCCGUAACUACAUGGUGCCGGUCAAUGCUCCAAAUCCGUACAAACCAGAGAACUGCAUCAAUGUCCAGAAAAUCCUGUGCAGGAUGCAAGAGAAGAACACGGCCCUCAAUGUCCUCCUACUGGAUAUGUGCAGGAAAUGGUACAAUCAGGAUUACCUUCCCUCAGGUCUACAGCCACUUGCUCCCACGGGGAAUAUCGUUUAUGGAUAUGCAACGUGUGAAGAUGCAGAAGCCUAUGAGGUACAAGAUGGUGAGCACAGCUCAGGAAUCUUUAUGAAGUAUCUUAAGAGGCAUAUUCUCAAAAAAGAGAAAGUCACUCAGAUUUUGGAGAAUGUCUCUGAGGACAUGGGGAAGGACAAGAUGAUCACUGGCAAGCAGGUGAUGGAGAUUAGGCACACCCUGAAGGAACGCCGUGCACUGACUGAUGAAGUUUGUGCGACAGGACAUACUGCGCAACUCCAUGUCAGGAACGAGCGCUGGCGACGAGCCAAUGAGCUGCCUGAGAAGAGGACUAUUCGCUUUCCCUGUGGUGUGGUAGUGGAGCUAAGCUGUAGUGCUGUUUUCUCCAAUGUGAUGACGAUUUAUGUCAACAUCAAGGCAAGACCUUCCCAGAUAUCGGAGUGUAAGGUUUCCCUUCAGAAACCAAAGGAGUUUGCCGAUAACAUUUCAGACCUCGAUGGAGACUCAUCCCAAAUAGAUUCCCUGUUCUCUUCACUGGAUGGCAACCAGCAAUCGGACACAACAUUGAAGCUGUGUGGCCUGCAUAAACUGAAGCAACCAUUGAUCUUGCGGGUGAUCCUUCAGUAUCAAAGCUGUAAGAAAAAGCCAAAGCUGGAAGAAAUAGUAGAUAUCGACCUGGGGCUCCCCCUGGUGUCACAGCUGGAGCUGUACAGGACAAUGCCAGCCGCACGGGCUGAAGGCGGUACUGCCAGCAGCAGCCAUAUUUCUGCUGUGGCACCCAGUAGCACUGUCACCAAGGAUACGAGCCGUGCCUGUGGGUCAGGAAUUCAGAAGGCAGCAAAUGAGCAAGAGUUUGUGCAUUUAGCACACCAAGCUAGAAGGCCGAAUGAACCAGAGGAAAAUGAUGAGAGCGAAAUAUCAAAGUGGAGUUGGUAACACAAUCUCCUUGGACUAAACUAGUGGAGAAGAUUCUAUGAGUGUAAUAAAUAUUAAAUAUUUGUGAUUAUGCACUCAACUUUAACUAUUAAACUUCUGUCAGAUACUUGCUACACUGCACAUGGGGUUGCUGGCCAACUCCUCGUCAGUUCAUGGGGUCUGCCAUUGGUGCUGGGCGGUUUCAAUGAAAACUUAAUGCUCUGAUUUAUAUGAAGGUUUGAAUCUUAAUUUAGUGGCCAACCAGUUCCAUUUGGUUCUUGGAGCUCAUCAUACUAGCUAGAUAGUUGUUAGUUUAUGUCACUUGUGAGGCUCAGCCUCAGAACACAAGGAUGGUCAGAUGAGGAGGAAUUUCUUUAGACAGAGGGUAGUGAAUCUGUGGAAUUCAUUGCCACAAUCAGCUGUGAAGGCCAAGUCAUUGGGUUUAUUUAAAGCGGAGGUUGCUAGGUUCUUGAUUAGUAAGGGUGUCAGAGGUUACAAGGAGAAGGCAGGAGAAUAGAGUUGAAAGGGAUAAUAAAUCAGCCAUAGAUCUGAUGGGCUGAAUGGCCUAUUUCUGCUCCUUUGUCUUAUGGUCUUCACUGGAGACUAUAGAAAAGACUAUCCAUCAACAGUUCCAUCUGCUCAGUCCCUGAUACCAGUAGAAUCCAAAUAAACCCCGGUAAAAUUUACUACAGAUGAUUACUGGCUCACUUUCUUGAAUACUGUCAGUUGGAUAUACUGAGCAUAUUUUUGCCAUUGCAAUUCUAGAUGCUUGCUCAUUUUAUUAAGUUAAUGGCAUAUAGCCAGGCUGCGAUACUGGGUAUAAGUAACUUGACAUCACCUGAACUAAUCCUGAUCUACUUAAACUGCUUUAGCUUAUUUUACCCUUUCCCAGCACACAUAACAAUGGGUGUGUGGUGGUUGAGACAUGGGGAUACACCAGUUCCCUGUAGGCACAAGGCUUUGUACCAAAGCACUAAAACUGAAAAUAAUCAGCAAGCUGGUCAACAACUGGACAUUGAUGUCACAUAAAUUGCUUAACUGCCUUUGAUAUGUGCUGUGUUCUUUAGUUUCACAUGCCAUCAGGUUCCUCAGUCAAGACAGGAGAGAGUUAAACUGUCCUUGUGUAGUAUUAACAUCAGUUAAUUGGUGAAAGGGGAAAAGCCCAAACUGCAUUGUGUUUGAGGUAGUGCACACAAUGUGAAAGCUAAGUUCCAUCAAUCAUAUUCGGAACACUACUAACAGGAAACAUUGUGAUUGUUACAGUGUAAGGAAAAUGUGUAUUUAUUCUUAUUUCUUGUCCUUUAAUAGCACUUGACACCAUAUUAAUUUUCUGUUUACCUACCAGGUUGUAGAAAUGGAGACAGUAACAUCAGAUGAUUUGAUAUUUUAUGCAAUAUCAGAUUAAAACUGAAUCUAUAAAUGCCAUUUGGCUCCAGGAAUGAUAUACUGAGAGCUGUGAGGAUUUCAUUGGUUACAUGCCAAUACAUUCUUGAGUGUUUAUGGAGCCUCUCUUUACACUUUAAUUAAGUUGUUAUUAUUUUAAACUCAAUGUUAUUUUUGAUGAUGGCUGAAGUUCUCAAACCUCAAUCACUAGAAAAGCUGGAGACUCAUGUUUGCCUACCAUUCUCAUUUUUCUGUUUGUAAUCAGAUCUGUUUAUUUAACGAGCUUGUGAUACAGAAAACAAAAGUGACAAAGCAUUAUUGAAACAUUAAAACUUUUUUGUGUAAUGAAUGGAUGAUGAGGUGGGAAAGACCUUGAGUUCUGUGCAUCAGGGUGAAAUGAUUGAUAGUAAUCUGAAAGCCCAUAUUGCACUCUGCGUUUUCAAUUCAUUGUGAACCAGGUCAUCCACCAUCUGCUUUAUACUACUGCACUAGAUCAUGGUCCACCCCAGUGAUUUGGAACAUAAGGAGACAAAUAAAAUUUGACUAGCCUGACUGCAGAAGCCAAUUGAGAAGAGUUAGACAGAUAUUAAGAGCUGAACUGGUGACUUCAGAGGGUGUUGACCAUCUGGAACAUACUGCCUGAGUUCUUAGCCAUGGCAGAUACUCCACAAUCUUUACAGAGUAUGUAAGUAAGCUCCUGAAUCAUCAGUGCAUAGAAAAGCAGACAGGUACUAGUAAGUACAAAAAGUGCAUGGGUACUUGAUAAUUGAGAUGGACCUGAGAGGCCAAAUACCUCUUUCUGUGCCCUGGUUCUGUGGCAGACACGACAAGUGAACCACCAGUGAAUAACAUCAGAUGUGAAUUUAGUGGAUAGAAAAGUUGACAGUGUAUAACUGAGGUAAAUUUUAUUCUGUCAGUUUUUUACCAGGAGAGUUAGGAUUAUGUGUUCAGGCAACAACUCCAGUGCUCAGCUGACAGUAUUCUUGAUUUUUAACACUUGUGAAUUUGCUUAUUACAUUUUAUUAAUUCAUUGGCACCCACUCUUCAACAAAAUUAUGUCACAAAGUCAAAUUAAAUGGCAGUGUUAAUCAGACUUUGGAACAAUUCUGUUUAUUAAUAGGAACUUUCAUUACAAGAUUCUCCAUUAAUAUUAAUCAUCCCUCUAUUUCUAAUCUUUCUCCCAACUCUGACUUUUUGUGUCACGACUAAUCCUUUCACACCACCAAUAGUAGCAAGGUUUCAGCUGCCCAUACCUUAAAGACUGAAAUUAUUUCCCUAAAUCCCUCCUUUUACUAUGCUCCUCGCACCUACAUCUUUGACCAAGUUUUAGGGCAUCUAAUACUAAGUCCAUUUGCAGCUUGGUGUUCACCUUUUCUGAUCUGAUUCUACUCCCUUGGUCAUGUGUUUUGGAGGGGUUGGACUACACUAAAAUAAAAAGUGUAUAAAUGCAAAUUGAAAAAAUUCAUAAGUGCUGUUAUGGUUUUCAGUUAAAACAAAUGUGCUGCGAUAUAAAGCAUCCUGAGGAGUCAGCUGAACUCAAUGUGUACCAUACUCACUUUUGAAUCGGAUAGUUUUGCGUCAAGAUUUGCGCCACGUUAGCGCACAACACUAUUACUGCUCAGGAUGUCUCAGGGUUUGGCGUUCAACUCUGGCACCGGUGCCAUCUGUUAGGAAUUUGUACGUUCCCCCCGUGAACUGCAUGGGUUUCCUCCCACAGUUCAAAGAUGUUCUGUUUAGUAGCUUAAUUGGUCAUUGUAAAUUGUCCUGUGAUUAGGUUAGAGUGAAAUAAGUGGGUUGUUGGCAAGUGCAGCUCGUUGGGCUGUAAGGGUCUGUCCACACUGUACCUGUAAGUAAGCACAAAAUCUGAUAUGUUACUAAACAGGAGUGCUGCUCUGUAAGAGGCAUUGCUCUACAAGUGAAAUAUUAAAUGGAUGUUACAUUUUGAAGAACAGGGAAAUUGUCUCCUGACCAACAUUGGUGACGUACUUUCUUUUAAAGUAUGUUACCAAAGAGCUAAAUGUAACUAUAAAUGGAAGAUAGCUAUCUGCAAAUUGGCUGCUGUGGUUCCUGCAUUACAAUGAUCACACUUCAGAAAGUAUUUCAGUAGUACAUUAAUGCUUAGACUGAUUGGUGAGGAUGAGUAUUUUGAUGGAAUGGCGCAGGGUCUGUAAAACUAGCACCAGCAGAUCAAUCCUUAUGGAAAGGAUUGAGAUACAAACACAAUUUGGAAUAAUGCUGGAAAAACUAACUCUUUGUUAUGUUUGAUAUUAAAGUUAUAUUUUGAUAUUAAUUUAUGUAACGUGUUUUACAUGAAGUUGUAAUACUUUAAAAGUAGAGUUAUUUAAUUGUCUGCAGAGUAGAGCCGGAAAUAUUUUGUUAAAUUUUGUCACGGUAAAACUAAGAUAUUAAAAUGUAUCAUUUGAAAAGUUUUUUUCUUCUUCAGAUUAUAUUAUAAUAAAAUGGA
Mobula hypostoma (lesser devil ray) is the source of this 6359-nucleotide messenger RNA. It is a transcript of the gene malt3, whose product is annotated as MALT paracaspase 3. The transcript has 18 exons. The record is from RefSeq and is a predicted model, not a curated record. Gene Ontology annotation, biological process: proteolysis. NCBI's taxonomy places the organism in Eukaryota, Metazoa, Chordata, Chondrichthyes, Myliobatiformes, Myliobatidae. Gene Ontology annotation, molecular function: cysteine-type endopeptidase activity. Bases 314 to 2533 code for a protein of 739 amino acids.